This is a messenger RNA of Glossina fuscipes, 5699 nucleotides long. RefSeq names its product insulin-like growth factor 1 receptor. The record is from RefSeq and is a predicted model, not a curated record. Gene Ontology annotation, biological process: multicellular organism development; protein phosphorylation; positive regulation of kinase activity. Gene Ontology annotation, cellular component: signaling receptor complex. Gene Ontology annotation, molecular function: transmembrane receptor protein tyrosine kinase activity; ATP binding. The coding region runs from base 2096 to 3316 and encodes 406 amino acids. NCBI's taxonomy places the organism in Eukaryota, Metazoa, Arthropoda, Insecta, Diptera, Glossinidae. The transcript has a single exon.
GUGUUAGUGAAGAGAACAAUCACAUAGGGAAUCGACGAUCGAUAUAGAGCUUGUUACUAAAAUGGAAUGCUUUUCUGUGACAAGAAUGAUAGUUUUGAUGAUGUUUUUUUUCCGCGCUUCUGCGCGCGCGCUAUGAUCUUCAGCUUCGCUGUAAGAGUGCAAACCCAAGACAAACAAUGCUGAAUGAAAGCGGCAAUUAGUUCCAAAUUGACUAAGUUUUGCAUUUGCAGUACGGCACUAGUUGCUGUCGUUGUUGAAAAAUCGUCCAACUUCACAGGGCUUUUGUAUAGAUGUUGACGUAUAAAUGACUCAUGUCUUUGAUUAUAUCUAUAGAUAUUUAGAAUUGAUGAUAUUUGUUCCGAAGAGUAUUUCGCAUUGCAGUAUUAAAUGCGAGUGGUCGUUUGAACCACUACCGCUCUAGGAAGCUUGUCAUGUCUUUAGCUGGUAUCUUUAAGAAAACUAUUUUCGCUACGUUUUCUGUUUCCAAUUUUUUUUAAACAAUUUUUACUCUUUCUGUUACAAUUUAUAGCUACUGUAUAGUUUAUGGCUAAUAUUGUCUUGAUGAAUAGAAGGGACCUGAAUUUUAGCACUUUAUCUUCUCAUUACUUUUGCCGAUGACCGACACAUAUGACCGAGUAACUUUUCUUUGCAUUCCCUUGUGUGGAAACAAAACGGACGGGUCCCAACUGGUGCAUAGAGUACGAUAUAGAGUAAGACAUAUCUGUUUGUGUCUAUCAAGCGGCCAUUGAUUUGAAGUCUUGCAUCCUUUACCAAAUAUUUAGUCCUAAGUUUUGUCUCCGUAAAUUUUCAGUAACAUUUCGUUGAUCUGAAAAAUUGUUUGACUUAUUUUGGAGUGUUUGUUGUCAAAAGACUAAGCACGAAUCCAGCCUUGCAAGGAUUUGGGAUUAUUUACCCUUGAAUGAUUCUGUGCCCUCGGAAGUCGAUUUUGACGAAUUCCCAUUUGUCUAGCUGAGUUUUCAGAUUAGCUUUUUCAGCUUUCAAUAGAAAAAUGUUGCCGAUACCUUUGAUACCUCGCUUUGGAAGGGAGUUGUGAAUGUUGUACAAGGUACAUAUGAUUUCCAUCGUCAUCAGAUGGAAAGGCAUUGUUACGAAUUGAUAUAUCUCAAUUGUGGCGAAACAUGGUUUCCUGGAUUUCGGUUUAAUAGCUAAGCUAAAUUAAUUGUAGUGAAUAAUUUCUUGAUUGUUCAGUCAAUCAAACACCAGUCUGUCCUUUUUUUUCGUUUACGUCUGCCUGCUUCUUAACUAUCCGUAUUGGACCAGAGUACGUUAACUUGCUAUGUCAAGUUACUUCGUUAUGCAAUAUGUCUUAUAUUUGGUAAAGGUAUGAAUUUGUGAAAAUAGGCACAACGUCUGUUGUUUUUACGUCGUAUUUGACGGCAUUUGUGUGUAUGAAUGUUAUUGGUGGUGGUGAGCUAGCUAGCUUGCUAGAAUAUUUUGUGUUCUUUUUUUUAUCAUUUCUAGAAUCUCUGCCUUUUCGUAUGUCGCAUGUCGUUCGAUAAGCAAUACGAAGUUUCUCGUAGUGAUCACAAUCAUGCUUGCUUCUGUAGCACGUAUGUUAUUGAUGCUGAGGGAAAGUUACGUGCCAUGGCUUUUCUUGUCAUACACUGAUCGUUAAUGAUUAAUUUAUUUUUCGGAUAAUUUUUUACGAAUCCGUAUUUUUUAAGGACUCGCUUCCUAGACAUAAAAAAGUUGUGAAAUGUGCAGUCUACUAACUCUAACUCUGCAAUCCCACAUUUUAGAACAUCGAGAUACUCGAUAGGCGGUUGCUAUUCUGAUCUUAUUUGGAAGUUUCUUAAGGUUCAAGGAUUACGAAUUGAUUUUCCACAGGUCCAGUGUUAUGUGUUUGUUCAAAAUGCGAUGGGUCAGUAAUUUUUGCAAUGAAGAUAUGAAUUACUAGUGAGCUGUUGGCUGGUAGGUUAUAAGAAGUUGCGCUAAUUCAGGUUUACCGAAUUGGCUGUUGUUACUAAUUCUACCGAAAUUUUCUUGGCUGUUAUUACUGUGAAUGUUUCGGCUACAAUUGCUAGUGUUGUUGUUUUUUGUUUUGCUCUGAAAACUGAAGCACUCUGCGAAAAUAAUGAAAAAUUUUGGAAUUGAUAUAUUUUCGCCUUCCCGUAGCAUUGCUAACACUUUGGAUAAAUGGGAGUUACCUAAGGAAAAUGUGGUAAUCAAUCGACGUUUGGGUGAAGGUGCUUUUGGAACCGUCUACGGUGGUGAAGCGUUAAUUAAUUCUGAAAACUGGACAGCUGUGGCGGUGAAAACCUUAAAGGUUGGCGCUUCUACUGAAGAUCGCUUAGAUUUUCUCUCCGAGGCUGAAGCCAUGAAACGUUUUAAUCACAAAAAUAUUGUAAAACUUUUGGGAGUUUGCUUGCAAUCAGAGCCUAUUUACACUAUAAUGGAAUAUAUGCUGUAUGGUGAUUUAAAAACAUAUUUGCUUGCCCGUCGGCAUUUGGUAAGCGAAACUAUUUCUGAUGAUUCGGAUAUAUCUAGCAAACGUCUUACAAUGUUUGCAUUAAAUAUUUCGCAUGGCUUGGAUUAUUUGGCUCAACAGAAAUACGUACACCGUGAUAUAGCUUGCCGUAACUGUUUGGUAAAUGCAAAACGAGUUGUCAAAAUCGGUGAUUUCGGCAUGGUUCGUCCGACUUACGAAAGUGAUUAUUAUCGUUUUAAUCAUAAAGGUAUGUUACCUGUACGCUGGAUGGCACCUGAAUCUUUGGCAUUGGGCAUGUUUACACCAUUUUCUGAUGUUUGGGGUUUUGGAGUAGUACUCUUUGAAAUCAUAACUUUUGGCUCCUUUCCAUAUCAGGGUUUAACGAAUGGUGAAGUUUUGCAGUUUGUAAAAAAUGGUAAGACCCUGAGAAUGCCAGCUGACGCGAAGCCACAAUUAAAGGGCCUUAUAAGAGCCUGUUGGAAUCGUAAUCCCAAAAAAAGACCAGCGGCAUCUGAAAUUGUUAAAUAUAUAACCAAUUACCCUCGCCUGCUAACACCUUGUCUGGAUUUCCCCAGUGCUUGCAUAGAAAUGGCGGACGCGGGAAGUGACCAGCUCGAAUUUCUGCCCAACUCUCUUCAGUUUUCUUCACAAGGAAGUUACUCAAGCCUCGAUAUAGCAGAGCAAGCUACAAGAGCUGAAAAGAUAAAGGACAGCGGUUUUGUUGAUGACGAUAAUUUGCCAGAAAUUAUUAGCGAUUCUUCUAAUGAUCCGAGUUCGUAUUCGCCCACGACAGUGGAUGGAUAUAGCGUCAUGUCGCCUUUGCUUGUGCCUCAUGUCAGCUGCGGUAUAAGUGAAGCGCACACUUAAAUAUUAAAAAAAUCACUUUAAAAUACGCAGUAACGGCUUCGUAGCUGCGAGAACGGAGAGCGCCCGACGCACGUUUAGUGGCAUUUAGGUGCAUUUAAUUAGUGGCAACAAAUUUUGAAAGAUUCAGUUCCUAUAGAUGAUGUUAGUCUAAGCACUUGGUUUUAAUUUCAGUUUGUAUUUAAAUUUGUAAUGAAAUGUACAUACGAUCUACUCGCAUUCGAGUCUGGUGCAAUCAUAAUGACAAUUUUGUCAAUGACAAUGAUUGAAAAGCAAGCGGAAAGCUUUAUUUUUUCCUCGCGAGACAAAUGUUGCAUAUUCAUGAUAUAUUUUUUAUUGACCUCAACGAUCGAGGCGAUCGGAACUGCUCUCAAUUCUAAUAGAUAAUCACGUAAAAGAUAUUCCACUCAAAAUUCAUAUCAGGCAAAAUCGCCAAUGUAUAGUUAAAAUUUUCAAUGCAAAUUUUCGAAGCUUUUGCAAUUACUUAUCGUAGAAGUGAUUGAGACCGAGCCAUAUUAUAAUUUUUCCCUGCGGAAUAUAGCCAAUGGCACAUUUGUUCAUUUCCCACUGGUACUGCAAAAUCCUUGUAUUUUCAUAGCCUAAUUAAAGCAAACAUGAUGGAGUUCAGUUUGGUUUUCCGGAUUGUUUCGAGUUUUUGCUUUAUAAAAAUGGCGCUGUUUUGGGAUAAAAUUGUAGAAAAGUACUUAAGCGACACUGAGUGUUUCCAAGCUAGAUCUUGAACUAUUGUAAUGAUUUUCGAUAUUGAAGAACACCAAAUCCUCGCAAGCUUUAUAGAAAAAAAAGUUCAUAACCCGAGUGUUUGUAAUGACUAUAAAAAAUCGACUUCAAUGUCAAUCCAAAACUUUCAAAACUGCAUGAUUGUAUUCACUUGGGUUGUCUGGAUAAAGUAAUAUUUUUAUGACGUUUGUGGCCUUGUGCAGAUUUAAAAUUUUGGAUUUGUUUUCAAGCUGCGCAGCCUUUUCUUACAAAUAUAUUUGGUUUGUGAAAGUUAUACUCUAAGCCCUUAAGCAAUAAAUUGCAUUUUACAUUUUUAUUUACUCCUUGCUUAAUUGUCUCGCCACGUUCUAUUUAUUGUAGGCCUUCAAUCUUCCAAUUUUUACAUUUCAUUUUUCUUUCAGUUUUGUAAUUAGGUUUGAUGAAACCAGAGUUUAAUUUUUAUAUUGACGAAGAUUUUCAAGAAUUGUUGAGUGUAUGGAUUUCGAAGCUUUCGAAUCUUAUUAGAGUGUAUUCAUGAAUAUUUAUUUUUUGUUUACAGAGGGUGUAGGAAAUCCAAUGGAAACAUUUUUGUAUAUUGCGGCUCCAGAAGAUACCUCUACUGCAUUGAUUUUUUCCAGGUUUUGUCACUCACUUCUUCUUCGAAAUUACAUACUUGACUUAUAUUUUUCUCUGUGUUUGCCUUAACAUAUGCUUAGCAGAUAAUACAAAUGUUUCGUAGUUGUUUGUUGUAAUGGAUUUAUUCCGUUAGUCGGGAAUCGAAUCUCGAUAGACCGUUUCUGGAAUAUUGUGGAAUUGGGAUAAUUACUGUAAUAUUAUUAUACUGAAGAACAACAGCUCUUCGAUGUUUCUGUAACCACUGAAGUGUGUGAUUAAGUCCGGCUUGGUCUUUGCUAGAAUGUCUGGCUUGAUUAUUGUUAGUUUGCUAGAGAAAAUCACUUCUCCAAGCAUAAAAUAAUGGUUAUUACAUCGUGUGUCCGACCGUACGCGUGAUGACUGACAGAUCUAAGCAGUUUUUUUAGGCGUUUCUUUAACAAGCAUAUGCUUUUAUACAAUGAAGGAUAUUGCAUACUUGGUUCUUACCAACGGCUCCGAAUUCAAAAGUAUCACUGUGCCGAUGAAUUAUCCCUUGGUGUUAGUGAAGAGAACAAUCACAUAGGGAAUCGACGAUCGAUAUAGAGCUUGUUACUAAAAUGGAAUGCUUUUCUGUGACAAGAAUGAUAGUUUUGAUGAUGUUUUUUUUCCGCGCUUCUGCGCGCGCGCUAUGAUCUUCAGCUUCGCUGUAAGAGUGCAAACCCAAGACAAACAAUGCUGAAUGAAAGCGGCAAUUAGUUCCAAAUUGACUAAGUUUUGCAUUUGCAGUACGGCACUAGUUGCUGUCGUUGUUGAAAAAUCGUCCAACUUCACAGGGCUUUUGUAUAGAUGUUGACGUAUAAAUGACUCAUGUCUUUGAUUAUAUCUAUAGAUAUUUAGAAUUGAUGAUAUUUGUUCCGAAGAGUAUUUCGCAUUGCAGUAUUAAAUGCGAGUGGUCGUUUGAACCACUACCGCUCUAGGAAGCUUGUCAUGUCUUUAGCUGGUAUCUUUAAGAAAACUAUUUUCGCUACGUUUUCUGUUUCCAAUUUUUUUUAAACAAUUUUUACUCUUUCUGUUA